UCGGCAGAUGUUUUUAGGAACGCGUUGUUGAGUUUAAUCGGCGGAUAGUAUACACACGUGCGUUGAGAAAAUAUCUCAAAUAAAAUGAAAAUAAAAAAAAUCAGGAAGCUAAAGCGCAAGAAGAAGUUCAAUCCAAAUGUGAAUCGAAAGAGGAUGCGAGAUAAGCUACGGAAACUACCGGAGAUCCCAUGUGAUCAAAUAAAGAAAGCAUGGGAGAACAAGAUGUCUACUCGUGUCAAUUUGAAAAAGAUGGGUUUGGCGUAUGACCCAAACGAGGCAGUGCGAAUUCCUAAUGUAAAGCACGAGAUGCUGGAGGAGGCCAAGAGGAAAGUUGCGGGAAACGAGGAUUCGGAACACAAGAGCGAAAAGAUGAAGGUGGCCGCGGCAAAGAGUUACGUGGCGGAGAAGCUGGAAGCCGAGGCAAAAGCUCCUAGAGAGCGAUUUCUCAAAUUACCGAAGGGACAAGCGCAGUUUCUUACUUAUUUAAUAACGAAGUACGGCGAAGAUUACAAGGCAAUGUCGAGGGACAAGAAGAACCAUGAUCAAUUAACUUGGAAGCAAAUACGAGCUAAGGUGAAAAUGUUUAAAGGAAUUCCAGAACAGUAUAACAAAUUUGUUCAAAAUAGCGAUGUACAGGUAGAGUCCUAACGUGCAUAAAUGUAUAUUAGGAUUUUGUUUGUAUUUUAAACUUGAGAUUAACGUAUAUAUGAAUCAAUGACUUAAUAUGUACUUUUAUAAUUCAUGCUAAUUUGGCAUAAAAAUGGGUCACAUCAUGAUGGAAAUCAAGCAAAGUUUGUUACAUUUGACAAAAUGUAUUGGCAAAUAACGAAUAAUAAUUCCGAAUAUAUAUUUGUUAUUUCAUCACUUUAUAUAAAUAUAUGCUGAUGCAUUUCCUGUGAUAGAACUGUAUUUGUAAACGGAUUAUAUCACAAAUACAUGGUUUGCUGUAUUUUGCAUAAUUGGAUAUGCGUAUUAAUGUUCGUGCCAAUAAAAUGUUAUUUUAUUUUACACUGA
Temnothorax curvispinosus is the source of this 1014-nucleotide messenger RNA. Its product is annotated as nucleolar protein 16. NCBI's taxonomy places the organism in Eukaryota, Metazoa, Arthropoda, Insecta, Hymenoptera, Formicidae. Bases 85 to 648 code for a protein of 187 amino acids. The record is from RefSeq and is a predicted model, not a curated record. The transcript is spliced from 3 exons. Gene Ontology annotation, biological process: ribosomal large subunit biogenesis. Gene Ontology annotation, cellular component: nucleolus.